This is a messenger RNA of Microdochium trichocladiopsis, 4791 nucleotides long. Its product is annotated as phosphoinositide 3-kinase regulatory subunit 4. The coding region runs from base 1 to 4791 and encodes 1596 amino acids. Gene Ontology annotation, biological process: protein targeting to vacuole; autophagy of peroxisome; macroautophagy. Gene Ontology annotation, cellular component: phosphatidylinositol 3-kinase complex, class III, type I; phosphatidylinositol 3-kinase complex, class III, type II; late endosome. The transcript has 2 exons. NCBI's taxonomy places the organism in Eukaryota, Fungi, Ascomycota, Sordariomycetes, Xylariales, Microdochiaceae. The record is from RefSeq and is a predicted model, not a curated record. Gene Ontology annotation, molecular function: protein binding; protein serine/threonine kinase activity; ATP binding.
AUGGGUAACACUUGGUCCAUCACUGCGCCGUCUGCGGGCUCGGCCGGCAUCGACGUGCCAGAGCUCGCAGACCUGGUCUAUGAGAGAACAAUAGGUGGUGCGCGGUUCAUGAAGAGCAUACGAGCACGCCAUCAUGACGGCGUUGUGGUGGUCAAGGUGACCGCCAAGCCGGCAGCGAAGCUAUCACUACAGAGCUAUGGCGAGCUCAUCUUGCGCGAGCGGGCGUUGCUGCGCGAUGUCCCAAAUGCUCUAGGCUUCGAACAAGCCUUCGAGACCGAUGAAACUGCCUAUCUUGUUCGGCAGUACCUAUACAGCUCCCUCUACGACCGCAUGUCGACACGCCCUUUCCUAGAAGAUAUCGAGAAGAAAUGGCUGGCCUUUCAGCUACUGUGUGCCCUUCGAGAUUGCCACGCAAAGGAGAUAUACCACGGCGACAUCAAGACGGAAAAUAUCAUGGUGACAUCGUGGAACUGGCUCUAUCUGACCGAUUUCACUGGAUCAUUCAAACCUGCGAAGCUCCCCGACGACAACCCGGGGAUGUACUCGUAUUUCUUUGAUCUCUCGGGCCGACGGACAGGCUACAUUGCGCCGGAGAGAUUCGUGCACCCCGAUGACGCGAAGGCUGGUGGAGGCUCCCUGACCUGGUCCAUGGACAUCUUCAGCGCAGGCUGUGUCAUUGCUGAGCUGUUCUUAGAAACGCCGAUAUUCAGUCUCAGCCAGCUGUUUAAGUACCGGCGCGGCGAGUAUGACCCUGCGAUCUCCCUCCUCGGCCGAAUACCUGACAACGAUCUGCGGGAGAUGCUUUCGAGCAUGAUCCAGCUCGACCCGGAGAAGCGAUAUUCGGCAGAGCAGUACCUGCACUUCUACAAGGACAGGAUAUUCCCCGCAUAUUUCUACAGCUUCUUGCACCAGUACAUGGAGCUCAUUACAGAUCCCAGCUCCGGACGCGCUCCCAUCUCGAACGCUACCAAGAACCUCGGGGAAGCAGACGACAGAAUCGACCGCAUCUUCUUCGAUUUUGACAAGAUUACUUACUUUCUGGGCUACCACGGUGCCAACAGCGCCCAGGAAGCACAACGCUUCGCUCCCCGACUGGGACUUGGCCUCUUUCCCGUGCGGCUCAGCAUACCUAACAACGAGAAUCUGGUCACUCGUCCAGGCCAACCGCUUGCAGAUGAUGGCGCCUUGAUCUUCCUCACCCUGGUGGCAGGUUCUCUUCGAAGCACGGCGCGAGCGACAUCCCGGAUCAGGGCGUGCGAUGUUCUGCUCGGCUUUGCGGAGAGACUUACGGAUGAGGCGAAGUUGGACCGUGUCCUCCCGUACCUGAUCGCGCUACUGGGGGACAGCGUCGACCUUGUCAACAUUGCAGCUCUGCGGUCCAUUACGCAGCUUCUGGCGUUGGUCACAGUUGUGGCUCCGGUGAAUGCCCACGUCUUCACCGAGUACAUUAUGCCUCGGAUACAGAAUUUCAUGUUCGGCCCAACGCGUCAAGCGGGUGCCGCUCUCGAACGCAAGGAACCUAGCCCCCUCGUGCGGGCAACUUAUGCCUCCUGCCUGGGGAGCCUUGCAACCACGGCACUCAGAUUUCUCGAGCUUGCUGUGAUUCUAAAAGCUGAAGGCACCAUGCGAUCCGAAGAUCCAGAGCUCGAAGCUGGACAAGAUGCGGAGGCCCUGGAUGAUCUAUUCGACAACGCCCGUGCUGAGCUAAACCUCACUUUCGAAGCGCAUACCAAGGCGCUGGUUGAAGAUCCAGAUGCGUCUGUUCGUCGCGCAUUCCUGAGCUCUGUGCCAGAGCUCUGCAUGUUCUUUGGCAAUGCCCAGUCAAAUGACAUCCUGUUGACCCACCUCAAUACAUAUCUGAAUGAUAGGGAUUGGAUGCUCAAGUGCGCCUACUUCGACACAAUCCUGGGCAUCGCACCAUUCUUGGGCAGCACUGGACUGGAGGAGUUCAGCCUGCCGCUCAUGGUGCAAGCUGUGACUGAUCCUGAGGAGCACGUCGUUCAAGCUGCGUUACACUCGCUUGCUGAGCUCGCCAAGCUCGGCAUGCUCUCAAAAGCGAAGACCUGGGAGCUGGUCGAUGUUGUGGGUCGCUUCACCAUGCAUCCCAACCUAUGGAUCAGGGAAGCAGCCUCAGAGUACCUUUCCAGCGCAACUAGGCUUUUGUCGCCUGCCGAUAUAAGAUGUAUAGUGCUGCCACUCGUCAAGCCGUUCUUGAAAGGGGCGAUCAUACCAAGCUUUGACGAGCUGACGCUCCUCGACACGCUUAAGAAGCCCAUGUCACGUACAGUAUUUGAUCUGGCUCUGUCCUGGGCUCAGAAGACCGAUAAGGGCCUAUUCUGGAAGAGUGUGCGCCAACAGAAACAAUCGACAUUCACAAUCGCAUCGACAGCGUUGUCGGUCAAGUCAUCACGCGAACCCCAGCCAAGGACGUUGAGCAAAGUGCCCAAGAAUGACGAGGAUGAGAAGUGGCUUGUGCGUCUCCGUAAUAUGGGCAUGACACAAGAGGACGAGUUCAAGCUACUCGUACUCAGAGAAUUCAUCUGGCGUCUGAGCCAGAUGAAGAACCGUGAUCUGAAUACACAGGAAGCCUCGACAGUGCCGCUGAACGAAAUCAUACCUCUAAGAAGUCUGGAUGUCAAGAUGCAGACUGUUAUGUUUGACGAGACGGCGAUGGACGGUGAACCGUCGUGGGCACCAGAUUCGGCAAGCGAUGCCGAUAAAGGUCCGUACACCAUCGCAGAUGCACUGCUUGAUGCCUCGAUGACAAUCGAUCAACCCGUUGGUCGGCGGCGGAGGGCGGCUAUGAAUAGUCACCGCUCCAGAUUGAGUACCAGUGGUGGAGCUGCAUCACCAACAGUGGGUGAUCACAGGGCGCUCUCACCGCUCGGCCUUCAAUCAACUUCCUCAAUCGAUGCUCGCGGAGGCAACGUUGCAGGUCUUCGAGCAUCGUCGACGACACGGUCGCAAGACGACGAUGCUUCUGUGUCGGACGCUCCAUACUCGACAAGGCGGGCCAUCCGGCCACAGUCCAGUGCGCUUCAUCUGUUGAACCGCAAAGAUAGUGGGAGGUCCGGCCCGGAAACAGGGACCACCCAGACAAAUGCAAUGGGCCAAGUUGAGGGUCCCUUCACACAGGCACCAGCGCCACGGAUCACGAUACCCGGCGACGAUGUCAGCGAGGGUAGGUCUAGCUCUAGACUGCGGCUGGCGCAUACGUAUGAAGGUAACGACCCAAGCAUCACGAAAAUGCUUGACUACAUGUACAUCGACAAUUUUCCGCAUGACGAGAAAGAAUUCGGCCCUAUGGUCACUCCUGUCUCGAGAAAGAAGACGGCUAAAACUGGGACUGGGGCCGAGGAGAUUUGGCGACCGUCGGGACGACUGGUGGCCACAUUUGCAGAGCAUGUUGGCGCCAUCAACAGGGUCGUGCCGUCCCCCGACCACCAGUUUUUCUUGACAGGAGGUAAUGACGGGUGCGUCAAGGUGUGGGAUUCGCUUCGGCUCGAACGAAAUGUCACACAUCGGGCGAGGCAAACUCAUAAGCAUUCCCCAGGAGCCAAGGUCACAGCGCUGUGCUUUAUUGAAAACACACACACGUUCAUCAGUUGUGCUACGGAUGGCCGGGUACACAUCGUCAAGGUUUACACGCAGGUCAUCAACGGCGCUCUCAAGUACAUCCGCUUGCGACUCCUUCGAGAAUACCAACUUCCUGCUAACGAGCAUGCUGUCUGGUGUGAGCACUUCAAGAUCGAGAUGAGCUCUGUGCUCAUCUUGGCCACCAACCGCUCGCGUGUCCUCGGCAUCGAUCUCCGCACCAUGACACUACUAUACGCCUUGGAGAACCCCGUGCAUCAUGGAACGCCCACGUGCUUCGUGGUAGACCGCAAACGCAACUGGUUACUGCUGGGUACUGCACAUGGCGUCCUCGACCUCUGGGAUCUCCGCUUCAAAAUGCGUCUCAAGAGCUGGGGUCUGCCGGGCAAGUCACCAAUCCACCGACUCAGCUUACACCCGACCAAGGGCCGUGGCCGGUGGGUGUGCGUUGCAGGUGGUACUGGGCUUGCGGAGGUGACGGUCUGGGAUCUUGAAAAGACGCAAUGCCGGGAGAUCUACCGUGCUGGCGGCAAGGACGGACCUAAGGAGUACAAGCCAUGGGACGUUGACGAGGACAGACCAGAGGGCAUGCUGGGAUGGUUUGCCACGAGCGUCGAGCCUACUACACACUCGUCGACGACGACGACGGCAACGGGCGCGAACGUGGUCUCUGACCGUGGAAUCCGAGCCAUGGUGGUCGGCUGUGGUGCUGUCGAGGACCAGCGCGAUGUGCGGUACGGGUACAUUGUGACGGGUGGUGCGGACAAGAAGCUCCGCUUUUGGGAUCUGUCACGGAUCGAGAACUCGAGCGUCUUCAGCGGGCUCAACAAUGUCGCCGGGCCCGACAUCGGUGCGACCUCGACCACAUCCGCGCGGCCUGUUUUCGUCACGACGAGUAACCCGGGCGGUUCCUCGGGUUGCGUGCUGCACGUGGAGAAGCUGCCCCCGAGUGCAUCGACAUCAGGUGCAGGAGGUGAUAGGAAACACGGCCACCAUCAUCAUCAUGGCGGGUCAGCAAGAGGCACCAGUGGUGGAAGCAGCCGAGAGAAGCCGCCGCGGCAUAGUGUGAUUAGUGCCGAGCAGGCACAGCUGCUCCGAAGCCACCUCGACGCGAUCCAGGACGUUGCGGUCCUGGAGGUGCCGUAUACCAUGACGGUUAGUGUGGACCGAAGUGGCGUGAUUUUUGUCCUGCAGUAG